CACCUCUGAGUGAGCGCGAGCUUGGGGCGGGCUCGCGACGCGUCCACCUGAUUCAGCCCCGUUAUUUAAAACCCUGGAGAGAAACGCGCAGGAAGGAUCACUGUGAGUUAAACUGCAACCGAGUAGAUUGUAAAGAGAUCCUCUCUUUGACAAGUGACGGGGGGACUUUUAUAUUAAUACAGGAAAAAAAGUGCAGUAACUUAACAUUUGAUGGGACAAACAGAAGUUUCCAGUUGUAUUCUGUCAGAAGAGACGCAUCACGCUGAGGAAUUGAUGGAUAUUUUGAAAAUUGAAAAACUCCCUGGACGACAGUUGCAUUUAUUUUGUACUGGAUAAUACGCAUAUCAAAGUAUAGGUCCUAUGGCGUGAAGCAAAGGAAAAGAAGACAUAACAUUUGUUUUCCAAGUGAUUUGAUAUUGUGUCGAUAUCAAGAGCACAGAAUAGAGACUGGAUGUAAAGAUGAAGAGUAUCUGGUUUGCUCUGAUCGGCUUCUUAUGGAGCUCUUAUGUGUCAGGUAGCACUUCUGGAUUGGAUGUCUCUGAGCUUCAGCCAAACUUCAUCCAUCGGAGAUUACGGACUCAGGAGAAAAGAGAGAUGCAGAAAGAGAUUCUGUCCAUACUCGGACUAAACCACAGACCCAGACCGCAUCUGAACAGCGGGAAAUAUAAUUCAGCACCUCUCUUCAUGCUGGAUCUGUACAACACUUUAUCAACUGAAGAGAAAAGUGACGUGGAUCAGUACAGAUCUUUAUUUACCACUACCACCACCACCACAACAACACGACCUGCUUUAGCUUCAAUACAAGACACUGACUUCUUACACGACGCCGACAUGGUCAUGAGUUUUGUCAAUUUAGUGGAGUUUGACAGGGAGUUGUCUCCACAGAGAAGACAUCAUAAAGAGUUUAAAUUCAACCUGUCCCAGAUCCCAGAGGGUGAAGCCAUCACUGCUGCCGAAUUCAGGAUCUACAAGGAAUGUGUGACCAGAGCUUUCCGCAAUGAAACGUUCCUGCUUAGUGUGUUCCAAGUGAUUGGAGAACACCCAGACAGGGAUGCUGAAUUGUUUCUGCUGGAGUCUCGCAGGUUGUGGGCAGCUGAAGAAGGUUGGCUGGAGUUUGAUAUCACAGUCACUAGUAAUCUCUGGGUGAUGAGGCCGUAUCAUAACCUGGGUCUACAAAUCAGUGUUGAGACCAGCAGCGGGUGGAGUAUCAGUCCCAAAGACGCAGGGUUAGUAGGUCGUGAUGGUGCUCUGGAGAAGCAGCCUUUCAUGGUGGCCUUUUUUAAAGUGAGUGAAAUCCGUAUCCGAUCGACCAGAUCCACAGGCAAACGACGUCAACAGAACCGUAAUCGCUCCAGCAGUCCACAUGACGCAUCAAAGCGAACUGCUUAUACAGAAUAUAACAACAGUGAUCAGAAGACCGCCUGCAGAAAGCAUGAACUGUACGUCAGCUUCAGAGAACUGGGCUGGCAGGACUGGAUUAUUGCUCCUGAGGGAUACGCAGCAAACUACUGUGAUGGAGAAUGCUCUUUCCCCCUAAAUGCCCAUAUGAAUGCUACUAAUCAUGCUAUUGUACAGGCACUGGUCCACCUGAGAAAUCCCGAGAAUGUUCCAAAGCCCUGCUGCGCUCCUACUAAACUCCAUGCGAUUUCUGUGCUGUACUAUGAUGACAACUCCAACGUCAUUCUCAAAAAAUACAAGAACAUGGUUGUGCGUGGAUGCGGCUGCCAUUGACACAGGGCUCAUGUAGUCUGUGAUGCAGCGGUUGGGCAGUAGAGACAUGGCGAAACUGAAACGUGUGUGAGGACAGAAACAUUGAGAACUCAACCUUUUGAGCCUGAUGUCUCCACAGUGGAUCCAGGUGUGAAGGACCAUGAGUGGACCUGAUAAAUGUGCUGCUUCUCCCCUUAAUUCACACAUAUACGGCCAGUUCACAUACGAACACACUACAAACUGCCAAAAGGAUAUACAGUACAACUCUAUCUACGAACAGAAAAUGAACUCGAUGCCUUCUAAAACCCAAAAGUAAAUUAUGAGCUUGAAAGCAGUCUGUAUUUAAUAUUGUAUUCUACUAACCAAAAAAAUCAUAGUAUGGCCUGAAAUGUUUUUUCACUGAUCCCUAGAUUCACUUCAACCCACAGGACUAUAUUUUGGGUCUUGAGAAAAUGAAAUUAUUUUAAGUUUUCCGAUAUUUGCUCUACACUUCCUGUGGUUUACAUCGGUGAGUCAGAAUGAGCGGUUGUACACUUCAACAGAACCCGAAGAACAGAAAUGUUAUGUUGGCGUUCCAAGGAUGGAAGUGUUUUUUUUUUUAUGCUGUCGGACACCACAGAUCUAUAAUUUAACUGCAGCACACCUGCACCUCGCCUUACAGGCAAAACCUCCAACAGGACAAAUGAGAUCUAUGGAAAAUGAAAUGUUGUUAAAGUGACAAACCAGCAGGCUUAUACAGACUGUAAGAUUUUCCAGUCAUCUUCGUCGUCUAUAUUUGUGACUCGGUCAGACUUUUACUACAUGCAGCUAUGCAUUUCUGUCUUUUGUAGGAUUUUAAAAAAGGUACAAAUCUCUGUACUAAACGGGCUCAAGAAAGGUGUAUUUUAAUCAUGGAAAAUAUAGAUUGUGCCUCGUUUUAUAUGCUAACGCUGAUGUCGUUUUGUUUAAUAUAUUUUUGCCAAAGUGAAUAGAACACUGUAAUAAUACAUUUAAUAUAAUGAACAGAUCCAUUGCAAUGAUCAUCAGUAUGCUUCACAAAAAAAAAAGAUAUUUAAUGAUACAGUUCUGUUAAAAUCUGAAAUGAUCUCAUAAUAACAGGUUAUUCAUAAUCUUAAUUCUAUUACAUACCUCUGGUAAACUGCUGUUUACAUGCCUCUAUCCUGUUUAGAUGUCUGUAUGUAAAUACUUUUGUACAUUUUACAGCCUAUUUAUUGCAUCUUGUAAAACAUAUAUACCACAGAGACGUAUAUAUCAAGAGUAAAGGAAACAAAAUUAAACAGCUAUUUUUGAAAAAAAGACAUUUUAUUAAAUUUUUUGCAAUGUGCCUUUUUAUACAAACCCCCCCAAAGGCAGUGUGUGUACACCCUCUUUAAACAGGACAAAAAUACUGCCAUUUUCACUGAGGUCUCCUUUGACCAUAUGCCUCCCAUAAACAUUUCACUGAAUAUAUGUGGUUUCGACUGAUUACUUCUUCCUUCCCUCGCUUUCAGAUCCAGUAAAAGAGAAAAAUAAACAUUCCAGUGUGGGAAUAUUUGAAAAGGAAAAACGCAUUUGUUGAACUCAAUAAAACUACUCAAAACCAACCAUUUAAGAACAUCAGUAUUUUUAAGCAUUGGCAUCCAGGCAGAGCUGGUGUAAUCUCAAAAUAUCAAGUGCUUUAAUCCGUUCAAAAGUAGCAUUAAAAUGUCCCCGACUGAAUUAUUGAUACAAAUCUGAGAAAAAUAAAUCUGGGCUACAAACCUUAAAGGGCAAAAACUAAUCAAAAACAACAUGAUGUACAUCAUAAAUGCAUCAAGGGCAAAAUAAAAA
Messenger RNA from Paramisgurnus dabryanus, 3519 nucleotides. It is a transcript of the gene bmp6, whose product is annotated as bone morphogenetic protein 6. NCBI's taxonomy places the organism in Eukaryota, Metazoa, Chordata, Actinopteri, Cypriniformes, Cobitidae. The record is from RefSeq and is a predicted model, not a curated record. Gene Ontology annotation, biological process: BMP signaling pathway. Gene Ontology annotation, cellular component: extracellular region. Gene Ontology annotation, molecular function: cytokine activity; growth factor activity.